Symbiodinium pilosum is the source of this 1785-nucleotide messenger RNA. The record is from the annotation of a GenBank genome assembly. Lineage: Eukaryota; Dinophyceae; Suessiales; Symbiodiniaceae.
AUGAACCUGCCGCUGCUACGCUCGCGUGCUUUCGCGGGUGAUCGUGUGGGCUUUGACCUUCUAAAGCGAUGGAUUUCCAAUGCCUUCAUGCGCGAGGUGCGCGAUACCUCACCGGUCGGCUGCCCUUGGCAAUCUUUGAUAUCGGCUUUGGAGGAGUCCCGGCGGCGGCGCUGGCGCGAGGCACGCGCAGAGGGCGAAAUGCUGGAGCUGGAUCCCAUCACGGAGGCAGACAUCCGAACAGCCCUUGUUCACGCCUACCAGGACAUGCCCCCGGCCGCGCACCGAGCAGUUGCUGAGGCGAAGCUGAAGGAUGAACUCUCCAUUUUCCAGAUGGCACACUUCCCGGAUGCAGAUGCCGUGAUUCGACACUGGAAGUGGUACCUACACUGCUUGACGUUUGAAAGUCACGAGUUCACUUCUGAUGGCACCUGCUGGGACAAGUUUCCUGACCUGGAUGAUCCCUGCAUUGUGCGGAUGCCUCUGGACUGCGUCGACCUGCAAAUCCUUGCACGCAUUUUCAAGGUGCAGAUCACGGUUUCCCGGCUGGGACGGGAGGCGCUUCGACUGCUGCCCAGUGAGGAGGAUGGCUGUGAGGACGUCAUUCACCUGAUUAUGCAUGCAGGGCUUUGGGCCGCGCUCCUGAGUUCUCGGGCACCGAUACCGGAGGCUGACAUCGUGGGCGCCGUGGUCAAGCUGAGCAAUGAUCUGAGCUGUUUCCAAGACUUUGCCAACAAGACGGCCUGCAUCCUUUCCUACGAUGAAGUGCAAGACUUCUGCACAGCCUGCGUGGGGAGGUACGUCAUCCCGGUGCAGCGGGACGGAAUUUGCAGGAUCAUUGCCUGCGACGAGUCUAGGCACCAUCCGCGCUACCGGACUCGUGAGAUCGACGUGAGAAGUCGCGAGAUCCGGCGAAGCCGAGCUCAUUUGGACGGUCCUGGGCCAGGGGACGCGCCGAGCUUUUUCGGCAUCCCAGACGGCUCCUUGGAGUUUCAGGUGCUUCUGGACUUGGUCACUCAGAUGGCUUGUGAGCGGCUGCUUGCCACGCGCUCGCACCUGAAGGGCGAGGUCCCGGUCAAGCCGGACCGCUACGCCAGGUACUUGGCACGUUUGGAAGACUUAGCGCCGCUCCCAAGCAAUGUUGAGGUGAAGAGAGUGCAGCUGGAACAGCCGUACAUUCAGAGGACGAAAGGCUCCUGCGGUUCAGAGGAGAUUAUCUCCGGCCGCCGGUCUCUCGAGGAGGUUGUGCAGAUGCUCGACAAAGGUUCCACAACUGUGUGGAUCCUGUGCCCCUGCACAUUCACUCCGCCGGUGAGCCAGAGAAACAGCCUCCUCAGCUGCCAGUAUGGUGCCUACAUCGGCCUCAUCAGCAACGGCAGGGAGUUCAGCGACGGCUCAAAGCUGUUUCUGGCCAAGCCUGCAGGUGUACGGGGCGCACACAUGCCGCGGUGGGUGUCGAGCGACGUGAUAUGCCAAUUCUCCGUCAAGGAGGAGUUCGCCCCAUCGUCGGAGUGGCCAUACCCCCAGGAGUUCCUGUCGCUGAGCGUGGGGGAUCUACUCCUGAUUACUGACCGCGCGACUGGCAAAUGGGAAGGAUGGGCUCGAGGAAGGCUGUGGAAGAGCCACGGCAGCCAGGAGGGCCUCUUCCCACUGCAUUGUGUGAAGCCUGAGCUGUAUGUGAAGAGCUGGUACAAGGAGGGGUCCGAACGCGAGUCACAGGAGCAGCCUGAGCCUGAAGAUGAGCCUGAGGCAGCUCCGGUGUAUCCUCCGCGACAAAUGCGGCGUUAG